This is a messenger RNA of Thlaspi arvense, 195 nucleotides long. The record is from the annotation of a GenBank genome assembly. Lineage: Eukaryota; Viridiplantae; Streptophyta; Magnoliopsida; Brassicales; Brassicaceae.
AUGGCUUCAGCGUUUGCUUUCUCUUCUGCAGGCCGACAAUCUAUUCUGAUUUAUAGCCAAGACGAUAAUCAUGAGGUGGUGGAAAUAAGAAUUCAUGAACAUGAAAGAAUUCUGAGGAUGAAUUCAAGAGACUAUGGUCAGUUUAGUCCUAAACCAAAGCUCGUGAGGCCUCCUUCCAAGCUCAUUCCCAACUGA